Molecule: messenger RNA, 1251 nt
Organism: Aspergillus clavatus NRRL 1
Lineage: Eukaryota; Fungi; Ascomycota; Eurotiomycetes; Eurotiales; Aspergillaceae
Product: putative formaldehyde dehydrogenase
Exons: 4
Coding region: 1-1251 (416 amino acids)
Molecular function (GO): oxidoreductase activity; zinc ion binding
Source: RefSeq, a predicted model, not a curated record
AUGACAACAACAACUCCCAGACCAAUGGCCAUGCCGAGCACGCUCCCCAAGCCUCACCCCAAUGAGAAGAUGAAAGCCGCGCAGUGGAUGGGCACGCGUACCGUCCAUCUGAGCACCGUCGCCAAACCGACCAUCACCGACCCAGGCGACGCGAUUGUCCACAUCACCCACUGCACCAUCGGCGGCGCGGAUUUACAUCUCUACAACGGCGAGCUCAGUGACUCCAUCCACAAAGGCGACAUCCUCGGCCACGAAGCCAUUGGGGUCGUGGAGGAGACCGGGCCGGAAGUGCAUAGUCUCUCGCCCGGGGAUCGCGUCAUGGUGCUCCCGAUCAUCGCGUGCGGGAAGUGCGAUUACUGCCAGCGGCAGGAAUACGCGCUGUGCGAUGCGACCAACCCUUCGCGUGAGAUGGAGGCGGCGUACGGACACCGCAUGGCGAGUAUUUUGGGAUACACACGGUUGCAUGGCGGAUACCCCGGCGUGCAGGCGGAGUACUGCCGAGUCCCCAAUGCAGACAUGACCUGCGCCAAAGUACCGGCUGAUGCCGAGGCAAAGAAGCUACUGGGGCUGGCGCAUGUGACCACGGCUGCGUGGCAUGGCUGUGAACUUGCCGGGGUUAGCAACGGGGAUAUCGUGGGCGUCUGGGGCUGUGGGCCGGUUGGACUGUCCGUCCAGCGGCUGACGAUGCUUCGGGGUGCGAAAAAGGUCUAUGCCGUGGACAAAGACGCCACUCGACUGCAGAUUGCUGAAGGGUUCGGGAUGAUCCCGGUGGAUGUAUCGGCGCAUCCGGAGGUGGGCGACUACCUGCUGUCGAUGGAGCCGAAGGGGCUGGACUGUUCAAUCGAGGCGAGUGGCUUUCGCAGUACGCAGAAGCCGCAGCAUGCAGCCAUGCGAGCGAUUGGACUGGAGCAUGACAGUGGUGAUACGGUGUCGGCAAUGAUCAAGGCGACGCGAAAGGGUGGGCAUCUGGCCCUGAUCGGCGACUUUUUCUACAACACGAAUGACUUCCCCAUUGGACCGUUGAUGGAGAAGGGGCUGACCCUUCGGGGAGGCCAAGUCAAUUCGCAAAAGUAUCACCCGCUUCUGCUGGAUCUGGUAGCACAGGGCAAGUAUGACCCCUCGUGGGUGUUUACACAUGAGGACGACUUCGAGAAUAUCGCCGAGGACUAUCGCCGAUUUGCGCGGCAUGAGAUUCCAGGAGGGCUGAAGGUGUGUUUGGUGACUGAAUUUGGCCGCCGGCAGUCUGGUUGA